AUGGACGCUGGGCUCCUGAAGGUGCAUCGCUGCGAUGGCCCGACGCAUUGGCAUGCAUCCAUCGCGAAGAACACGGUGCACCUCCGGGCCACCGAGGACAUAGUGGUGAACCUUGAUGCGGACAACAUCGCCGGUCCCGGCUUUGUGCUGGAUGUUCUGCAGCGCUUUGGGAGGGCUCGCCUGGCAGCGUGUCACUACCGCGUGGAAGGCGUUGCGGGGACCGUGGGGAGAAUCGCCUGCCGGCGACGCGACUUCCUGUAUCUCCAAGGCUACGAUGAGGAGGACGUGCACCCGGCAGGGGCGCAGGACAUCGAUCUCUGGCUGCGCUUGUCGAUGCUGGCGAAGUCGCAAGAGCAGAUCGUCGAGAAAGUCAACGAUGGGACAAAGGCGAUGGCAAUCCGCAACUCCCUAGAAGAGAAGACCCAGUUCACCAACUCGCAUUUGAGCUGGAAGCAGAUGAAUCAAGAAAACUGGGAUCUCUUCGAAGCGCGGCGGGCGACUUCAACCACCCUACGCCGGAACACCAAGACCAGGCAGCUCGGCCUUCGGAGCAGGGAGCUGCGCUUCGUGCAACGGACGUGGCUGGGACGAGGACGCAGCUGCCGCUGCGCUGUCCUCCUCGCCUGCUGCAGCAUCUCCAAGGGAGGACACCACCGCCAAGAACCGCCACGGCUGAGAAUCCCCGCAGAUGGGAGGCCCAAGCUCAGAGCGAAGCUGCUAAGGUGGCCUACGGACCUGGUGGUGUCAAGGGCUGAGACGAUAGAGAUCCUCCUGGCUUCCUAUGGGAAGCGACGAAGGUGUAACUUGGUUGUGACACCGGCAGCUUCAAUGGAUUCCCGUCGUGUCGCACGGCGGAAGCAAUCCACGCCUGGGAAGAGCAUGGUUGGUGCAGUUCCACCUCCUCGAGAUGGUGCGGCUAGAAACGGCCCAGUGAGCCGCGAGAAAAAGUGCCGGGAGGGGAAGAAGGAUCAAGUGGACGUGUAUCGCUUCACAGGACAACUAAUCCCACGGCGCGACCGCGAGCGGAAAGGUCUGCAGGCCUCUUUGCUCUCCUGGGAGGAGUGGCCAGCAAAGGAGGAGCUGUUGGCAUCCUUGGAUUUACAACUGCAGAAUCGAGGCGGCUUGGUGCUGGUCCAUGGUGGCCCCGGCAGUGGCAAGACGGAGCUGGCCGCGCACGUCCGCGCCUGGGCCAUGGAGCACGACUUGACGGUGCUCUCAGGACAGAAUCAAAGUCCCACGGGCACGAUCACCGUUCCCCGACUAUGUUGGCAAGAGGUCUUCAGCGCUCUGCUGAAGGAAGCACGGAGCGAUCCGUUCUGGAAUCCACGAGAGGGAGCCAACGACCGUGAAAUCCUGCGACGGCUGCUGAGCUCGGCGGGUGCCACGCGUGAGGUGAUGGCUUGGUUGCCAGUGCUGCGGCUCAUCAUUCCGGGCCUCUACUUCGGACCUAACGUGGCCAACUCGAUGGUGGAACGGGACGUUCUCCAUGCAUUGACGCGACCCUCCAGGGUGGUUACGCUGUGCAAGAUGCUCAUCGAUGCCUUCUCGAGAUACUCCACAAAGAGUGAGGGCACGGUGAUCUUGCUCCUCGCUGUUGGGGUUAUGGUUCUCACUGGACUGGUACUUCUUUGGUCCAAUGGUGCAUAG
Molecule: messenger RNA, 1647 nt
Organism: Cladocopium goreaui
Lineage: Eukaryota; Dinophyceae; Suessiales; Symbiodiniaceae
Source: the annotation of a GenBank genome assembly